Molecule: messenger RNA, 1272 nt
Organism: Acanthopagrus latus (yellowfin seabream)
Lineage: Eukaryota; Metazoa; Chordata; Actinopteri; Spariformes; Sparidae
Gene: spaca6
Product: sperm acrosome membrane-associated protein 6
Exons: 9
Coding region: 38-1039 (333 amino acids)
Biological process (GO): fusion of sperm to egg plasma membrane involved in single fertilization
Source: RefSeq, a predicted model, not a curated record
AACAGAUACCUUUGUUUUUUCUGUGAGUGCUGAAAAAAUGUGCACCGCUGCCUUCUGGCUCGUGUGUGUUAGCUUGCUAUUCGACACCUCUCUGAGCUGCUAUCAGUGCUUUGUUGAUCUGCAAGACACCAGCCGUCUGUGUUUUGGUCACAUUUUGACUGAAUACAAUGUUAAAAAUGUUGACGGCUGCUUCAGCAAGCUGGAUCGCAUAUUCAACAACGAGGCAGUCAUCGAGGCAGCGAGAGUAGGUGAAGGCUAUGAGAAGCAGCUGAAAGAGAUUCUGAAUGCAGAGAUCCUGCCCAUAGUGGAAGACUUCGACCAAAAGCUGAAUAAAGACACAGUGUAUGAGGAGAGGUUGCAGACAGCAGCAGACAAUUUCAUCGCAGCUGCCUCCAAACUGCCUAGAGUCUCUGGAUGUAUCCCUCCAUGUGGUUACCAGAGUUUAGGCAAAGAGUACAACUGUGUCACCUGCCAGUACGACUCCUGUGGGUUCCCUCUCGACUGUCCUGUUGAAGAAAUUAACGUAGGAGAGAACAACAGGAGCAGCAUGUGGUGCGACGUGCCGUUUCCUUUACCAGACGACAUCGAGGUGAUCUGGAAGUUUGCAGAACAGGUGAAAACGCAGCAGGUGGAUGAGUUUAAAGAAGUGACUGCGGGGGUGGACAGGCUCUAUUCCAUCCCUUCAACCAGCGUGCAGCAUGAGGGCACCUACCAGUGUGAGAUCUACUCAGGCCAACGCUCCAUUGUCAGACUGUACUACCAUCUCACAGUGACCCCCCAGGCGGCGGCCGGCCACACAGAGCUGCAGGAGAUAUUCGACCUGUCUCUGCUCCCAGGAGGGCGGUUGCUCCCAGUGCCUGGUGGUCCUCCCCACUCCCCUCUCCUCCUCGGCCCCCUCCCCUCGCCACUGCUUCUCACCGCCUGUUUAACUGCUCUGCUCCUGCUGCUCUUCCUCUCCCUGGGGGCUCUGUGUUGGUCAUCAAUAACAGAGACAAGUCAUGCUGAACAAGCAGAUGGAGAUGAAGAUUUAGGAUUCUGAGAGUCGGGAUGAUACACGGGGCGCAAUAAAGGCAUUACAUCAAUUCUCCAGCUCUCUACAGCGUAACGUCAUAGCUUACAGAGAGCCUGUGUGUGACUCCUUCCACCACUGGAGGGCAGGAUGCACAUCUUUGUCAGCCCAGUCCACAGCGUGCUGUAUGUUUCAUCUGUGCCGCACACUAAUGGAAAGCAACUAUUUUGGUUAAGUCACUCUAAAGUACACUUUUGAGGUUC